CAAUGUUUGCUUGCUUCCUGGAACCCUCCUGAUAAGUUUCGGAUCCUGCUGGGUUGCCUGUGGUCUCACCUAAGUCGUGUACAGUUCAAGGCAUGGCUCCAACACUGUUUGACUGUGAUGCAAAGCCAGGGGAUCUGAUAGAAAUCGUUGGAGGGAUCUAUCACCACUGGGCUGUUUUUAUUGGAGGAAAUGAAGUGGUUCAUUUGAUUCCUUCAACUCAUGGUGAAGGUGAUCUGGGCGAGCUGUUCACCUACCUUGACAGCAGUAAAUGUAAAGUCAGGCGUCAGAAGAUCUGGGAAGUGGUUGGGUCCAAAACAUUCCAUGUGAACAACCUACUGGAUGACAAGUAUGAGCCUCAUGACCCCAGCACUAUUGUCAGCGAUGCUGUGAAAAUUGUGGGUGAGGAGCGUCCCUACAAUACUGCCACUCAUAACAGUGAACACUUUGUCACUGAGCUUCGAUAUGGAAAACCAGAAUCACGACAGGUUCAAAAUGCUGCUGUGAUUGGAGGUGUUGCCACAGCUGGUGUAGCAGUUGCAGUUCUGGGUGCUGCCUUGUUCUCUGCCUUCCACAAAAAUAAAAACAAAAAAUAAUCCAUAGAUCCAUGUCGAUUUAUGAGUAAAAGUA
Cyprinodon tularosa is the source of this 627-nucleotide messenger RNA. RefSeq names its product phospholipase A and acyltransferase 3-like. The record is from RefSeq and is a predicted model, not a curated record. Gene Ontology annotation, biological process: N-acylphosphatidylethanolamine metabolic process. NCBI's taxonomy places the organism in Eukaryota, Metazoa, Chordata, Actinopteri, Cyprinodontiformes, Cyprinodontidae. The transcript has 4 exons. Gene Ontology annotation, cellular component: cytoplasm. Gene Ontology annotation, molecular function: A2-type glycerophospholipase activity; glycerophospholipid phospholipase A1 activity. Bases 93 to 593 code for a protein of 166 amino acids.